This is a messenger RNA of Anthostomella pinea, 192 nucleotides long. NCBI's taxonomy places the organism in Eukaryota, Fungi, Ascomycota, Sordariomycetes, Xylariales, Xylariaceae. The record is from the annotation of a GenBank genome assembly.
AUGGCCAAGCAGCCCGAGUCAAAGAAUCGGUCGCCGUGGCCCUGGACAUUGCCCCGUGGUGUUGAACUGUCCGCCGUCACGAGCACCAACACCGGCACCACUCGUUCGGGCCCUACGGGUCACCAGACCGAGAGGGAAAUGCCCAUCGCCUGGAACAUCGUGCCCGAGGUGUCCGUUCACUUUUCGGCGUAG